Molecule: messenger RNA, 2064 nt
Organism: Colletotrichum orchidophilum
Lineage: Eukaryota; Fungi; Ascomycota; Sordariomycetes; Glomerellales; Glomerellaceae
Exons: 1
Coding region: 1-2064 (687 amino acids)
Source: RefSeq, a predicted model, not a curated record
AUGGCAGCGCUCCCAACCCCGUUCUACUGCCUCUGGCAGAGGGAACACGCAGAACUAGGCUCCAAGGUCCUCGACCUCCUCCCCAAACGCGACCUCGCCGCCCUCCGCCUCGCCAGCUCGGCCUGCUGCAACAUUGCAACGAAAACCCUCUUCAAGCGCGUCCGCGUCACCUUCUCCGCAAACACCUUCACAAAGCAAUCCCGCGUCCAGGCCCUCGCCCGCGUAGGCCACCACAUUGAGCACCUUCACUUCCACUUCGCCCACACGGAAGCCACCUUCCUCCCGCCCCUCGUCCACCCGACCACCGGCCGCGAGAUCAGCUUCCUCUACACCCCGCACACGAGCAUGGCCUCCGUCCUCGCGAGACCCAAAUACGCCAACACGGAGCUCGGCGAGAUCCUCACCCAGCAGUAUCCCCCGCUCUUCCACGCCGCGACCAACGUGCCCAGCUUCAUCAACGCCCUGCGCCACCUCACAAACGUCCGCCACCUCACCAUCCGCUGCCCCGGGCAGGACCCGCAGGAGCGCUAUCGCAGAGACAUUGUCGACUACGCCAUCAUGUCGCUCCGCAUCGCCGUCGAGCGCGCGCCCCUCGAGCAGCUCGAGAAGCUCUCCCUCUCGGGAAUGCAUCCCUCCGCCUUCAACUAUCUCCGCCACGUCCCCGGCUUCGGCGCCGUGCCCUCCGCCGGCCGAAGAUGGAAGCAGAUCCGCAAGCUCAACAUCUCUGUCGAGGCCUGGGACUUUUACGGGCCCUCACCGGGCCUCGACCACCUAAAGAUCAUGGACGACUACAUCCGCCAGUUCUCCGGCACCCUCGAAAAGCUCCACUUCACCUGGCUCGGUCCCAAGGGCCCCUGCCCCAUCGCCCUCUCGGCGGACCCCCUUUUCGCGCCGCCGAAGCAUAGUCAGAAGCUCUUCGCCGAGGUGACUUCGCCCAUGUCGCCCCUCCCGCCGGCGCCGGCCCGUAAGCCCAUGCAUUUCCCCCGCCUGCGGUAUAUGCAGGUCCGCAACGCGACCAUGACGGCCGGCCAGCUCUCGGACCUGGUCAACGCGCACCAGAAGACGGUUAAGGAGUACGACUUUGACAACGUCGUGCUCAUCAACGGCGGCGACUGGGAAGAGGCCCUCGCGCCGCUCAUGGAAAAGAGCACUGCCGGUAGCGGCAGCGGCAGCGACAUCUGGUCACAGCACUCACGGAGCAACUCCGAGGCUGGCAGUCUGCACUCGGAGCCGGAACCGUAUCAUGACGAUGACGAUCUGCCCUCGCCGUCCGCCGCGGCCGCCGCUGCCACUCGGGAACUACUCGACUUUGACCUCGGCAGCGAAUUAUACGUUGACGAAGAACUAUUCGAUCCAUACGACGGCCUGGACGAGGAUCUGGCUUCAGACCUCGCGGCCGCGAAGGAGGCCAGUACCUCCUUCAGCACAGUACUAAAGAAGAAGCGCGUCCACCGGCGCAGGAAGCACCGCAAGGACGACGGCGGCGGCGGAAACGCAAAGGAGAGCUCCAAGGAAGGCUCAUCAUCGUCAUCGUCGCGACACCACGGGAGCCAGAACCACAGCCGUCACCGCAAACACAAGCACCACCACAGGGAACAACAACAACCCCCGGUACCGAAAGAAGACGACGACGUCUUCCGCCCGUCGACGCCCGUGCCCGUCAUCACGGCACCGAUCCAGGACAUGUCCCCGCACCCUGUCCUGCUCCAGCCGGCCGUGUACGACCCGAACGCUAGCCGGCUUUCGGACCCCAACGACGGCAUCUCUUCGGUGCAACGGAACAUUGAACAGGAGGAGGCGCACCGCAUGCUGGCCGAAGACGCAGCGAUGCGGGUCAGCGCGCUCCGCAAAGCCAAGGCGGCGGUGCUGAUGAAGCUCUCGAGGGAAUUCAACAACCGCAGGGGCACGCCGGCGCCGACGCCGGUGGCGGGCAAGGACAGCUGCGGGCUGCAGAUGCGGUUGAGGGAAGGGCUCUUUGGGAAGAGCUUUGUGAGCGUGUUGCCAGACGACCGGUCCUUGUCGAGCCAGUCGGCGCUGGUGCCGCUAAUGUUUACGAGAUCAUGA